Messenger RNA from Colossoma macropomum (tambaqui), 426 nucleotides. Its product is annotated as potassium/sodium hyperpolarization-activated cyclic nucleotide-gated channel 1-like. Lineage: Eukaryota; Metazoa; Chordata; Actinopteri; Characiformes; Serrasalmidae. The record is from RefSeq and is a predicted model, not a curated record. The transcript has 3 exons. Bases 23 to 355 code for a protein of 110 amino acids.
CAUCUUUCGUGCACUCUCACAUAUGACUGCAAUAUCCUAUGGUUCCUCUGAGACACCAACAAAUGAGGUGGAGCUGUGGAUUGUCAUGACUAGCAUUGUGUCAGGGGCACUUAUGUAUACAGUCCUGGUUGCCAACACUGUUGCCCUAUUGACUGAUGCAGACAUCCCAGCAAGAAUAUAUAAGAGCAAGAUGAAUCAUCUGGAAGACUAUAUGGUCUUCAUGAAGCUUCCUAAAGCCUUGCGUCUUCGCAUAAGCAAUUACUUUCAGGCUCGCUAUCAGGGGAAGUGGUAUGAAGAGAAGGAUGUUCUAAAUUGGGUGUCUUCAUCACUUAGAGAGGUACCAUUUCAUGAAUAGUGAGCGUUUAAAAUCAUAUUUAUUUCACAUUGAAUGAGUUCUUUCAACUUGUGUUAAUUUUUAAAGGAAAU